AUGAACGAAAUGUCCUUCUGGUUGCGAAAAUGUCCUUUUGGUUGCUGUUCUUCACUGCCCCACACGUGUAGCUUCAGCUGGUUUUUGGCGAAAUCGGUAAUCUGAAAGGGCUGCGGGUCGCCCACGCAGCUGAACGGCAGAUGCGCCGCUCUCUUGCCGCCAAAAAAAAGGACAAUAGUCUUGGCGGGCGCAUGUCCAAAGCUCAACAGUCUGGUCUAUAAAAGGAGCCCAUGUGGAGGACUCCACCAGUUUUAGCAAGCUUUCUGCAUCAACCUCAUCGACAUCCAAGUAGCUUUACAAUGAAGAUUCCCGCGAUUGCCGCUGUUGUUGGCCUCCUUGCUACCCCCGCCCUGGGCUUCCAGCUUGACGUCUACACUCAGGACAACUAUGCUGGCCAACACAAGUCCCUCACCAACACGGGAUCCCUCUCUGGCCAAUUCCAUUCCUACAAGUGGCAAGGCACUCGUUCCGGCCAUUGCGCCCAGUUCUGUAACGGAAACAGGGACCUUGGUUACCGCUGCGAUGAUUACAGCAACAAUGCCAUCUGGUUUACCAAGGCCAUUGUUUACAAGUACCCUAACAAGCCUGGAUGUUAAGAGCGAUCGUCAUUGGAUUAGUGCAAAAUGAUGGGUUGCCGAGUUUUGAAGAUGGUGUUUUACUCUAUGUUUAGAUUUCGCUCAUAAUAAAUGCAUUUGACAUGGUCACGAAAA
Molecule: messenger RNA, 710 nt
Organism: Spizellomyces punctatus DAOM BR117
Lineage: Eukaryota; Fungi; Chytridiomycota; Chytridiomycetes; Spizellomycetales; Spizellomycetaceae
Exons: 2
Coding region: 231-596 (121 amino acids)
Source: RefSeq, a predicted model, not a curated record